AUGAAAUACAUAUCUAAAUCAAAAGUCCGUAAUAUAGGACCAAAUAGUAAUUUAUUAAGAGCUUAUAAAACUCAAUUUACUAAUUUAACUUCAUAUCAAUAUGAAGCUUUAAUAGGUCAUUUAUUAGGAGAUGCUAAUAUUUAUACACGUAAUAAUGGUAAAACUCAUGGUAUUAAAUUUGAAUGAGGUGAAAAAAGUAAAGAUUAUAUUUUUCAUGUAUAUGAUAUAUUUGGUGAUUUUAUAUUAAAAGAACCUCAUUUAUAUUCUAGAUUAAAUAAAAAUGGUAAUCUACAGAAAACAUGACGUAUGGAAACAUAUCAAGAUGUCAUAUUUAAUGAUAUAGGUUCUUUAUUUUUACUUAAUAAUAAGAAAAAAAUAAUUAGAAGUAAUUUGAUCAUUAAUCAUUUAACUCCUAUUAGUUUAGCUUAUUGAUAUAUGGAUGAUGGAGGUAGAAAUUAUUAUAAAGGUAAACGUUCAUUAACAGAUCAUUCUUUAACAUUAAAUACUCAAGGGUUUACAGUUGAAGAAGUUAAAAUGUUAAUUAAAGAAUUAAAUUUAAAAUAUGAAUUUAAUACUACUUUAUCUUUUAAUAAGAAAAAACCUACUAUAUAUAUACCUGAUCAUAAUUAUGAUUUAUUUUUUAACUUAAUUAAUCCUUGAAUAAUUGAUCAUUUUAGGUAUAAAUUACCAAAACUUAAUAAAUAG
This is a messenger RNA of Lodderomyces theae, 705 nucleotides long. The record is from the annotation of a RefSeq genome assembly. Lineage: Eukaryota; Fungi; Ascomycota; Pichiomycetes; Serinales; Debaryomycetaceae.